This is a messenger RNA of Symbiodinium necroappetens, 2083 nucleotides long. Lineage: Eukaryota; Dinophyceae; Suessiales; Symbiodiniaceae. The record is from the annotation of a GenBank genome assembly.
AUGUCGGAUGCAGGGAGUACUGGAUCGCAGUGCCCGGUGCUUUCUGCAUGGGCCGAAAGCAAAGAAGUUCUUCAGCGCUUGUCAGCGAAGAAUAUUUUGGUUUUGAGCAAUGAUUCGAAGCUUACACGAGCUACCUGUACUGCCAAUCAAGCCCUGCUGGUGCCGCUGAUAAACUUGGUCGGUCUGAGGCCAUCGGUGGACCUUGUGGCUUCAUAUUUGCAACGCUUGUACUCGGGCUACCGGCCGAUCAAUCAGAAGAUUCCGGACAGCUCGGAGGAUGGAGAUACCGAGAGUGAAGACGGCGAAGGCGAGAGCUCGGAGAGCGAGUCUUCGGCUGAGGACGAUCCUGAGAUGGAGGUUGAGGCAGAGGCCCUGAGCCACCAGCCGCGAGGUGAGUCUCUAUCUCCUAUGUCCGAUUGCCGGUCGAAGGGCCUCCACUACACCGUGAAGUACAUUCGUGAGAAGCGUGCAUCCGGAGUCGAGUGUUUGCUUUGCGGGUUGAUUGGGACUUUGGACACCAUUAAGAAGGUCCCGUGCUUGCCCUCCUGCCCGGGAUCUGCUGACAAGAGCCCUGAAUCUGCAGUGCCCACACUAGCUGAGCAGCCUUCCCAGGAUGCUGCUGCAUUGGCUAGUGCAGAGUUGCAGUUUCGAGAAUUGCAAGAGAUGGAGGACAGGAAGUGUGCAGAGGAGUUGGCGGAGCUGCAACGGCAGGAAGCCGAACUUGAGCAAAUGGUUCUUUUGCACAAGCUGCAGGCGGAGGAAGCAGAGCUAGAGGGACUGCUCAUUGAGCAGAGAGCUUUGGCUCUAGCCGAAAAUCAUCUUGCCAAGAAGCUUUUUUCCGAGGCCGACCCCGAGCCCAGCAACAACCCCAGGCGAGCCCAAGCGCGCAGCCAGCUGGAAUCGGAAGCCCCGCAAGCCGAAUCUGAUGGUGCACACCUGCCACUGGUUUGUGUUGUGCCCCCGCACAUGGACUUGCCAUACGGCACAGAUGAUAUGGACACGUGCCCGAUGUUGCUUGGCUAUGGGGAGGAGCUCAUGUCUGUGAACAAUUUGCCAGAAGCUCCCUCGAAGGUCCCUACCGAUAUCAAGCCGGAGGUUCGCGAUGAGGAGCCUGCCGCUACUGUUGAGCCGCAGGUUCGGGUUACGAUUCACAAGAAUUCCGGUGAGAUCAGCAAGACCGACGAGGGAGUUGGGUAUUCCGAUAAGAUCGAUGGGGUUUCCACCAAGACCGACAAGGGAGCUGGGCAUUCCGAUAAGAUCCAUGGGUUUUCCAUUCAGACCGACGAGGGAGCCGGGGUUUCCGAUAAGAUCGGGGUGACCAUCGAGAUCGAGCCCAAGCAUUUGGAUUCUGAUGCGACUGGUGGGGAUAUGAGCAAGCCUGUUUCCUGGAAUAAGAUCGUUUCCGAGAUCCCCAAUGCCAGCGACAAGGAGGUUUCCAAGAUCCCCAAUGCCAGCGACAAGGAGGAUGAUCAUGCAGAGGUGCUGCCGCCCUGUCCUGUGGUUGAAGCGCCGGCAAUCUCUCCUGCUGAGCAGACCAAACUGUCCUGUGCCCAACCGAAGAAACGGGUCAAAGGCAAGCGAGUCGUGCAGGAAAAUGAGGGGCAGUCGGAACAGGAUGAUGCUCCAGAUGAUGAUGCUGACAGCUCCGGUGGCACAAAGACCAGGGCAGCAAAGGGACGUGGGCGCGGCCGUGGCCGUGGCCGUGGCCGUGGCCGCAGUUCCGGAUGCGGUCGGGGGCGGGGACGGAGCACAACAUGUGGUGCCAAGGAAGUCACAAGCCCCCGCAACACAUCAGCCAAGCGAGGCCGGGAUAACCAUCCAGAUGCGAAGCAGCCUGCACUCACGGCAGACAAGACAGGGCCAGGCAAGAAGAGCAAAAAAGCUGCAACAGCAAAGGAUGAGGAGACGGCUCCAAGCGCAGAUGUAAAGGCUACUGCACCCAAGGCAAAAGCCAAGACGGGGCCAGGCAAGAAGAGCAAGGCAGCUGCAGCAACAGAGGAUGAGGUGAAGCCCGAUGUAAAGGCGACUGCACCCAAAGCAAAAGCCAAAGGGCAAACCCGGGGCCUCGGAGAAGACGGCAGAG